GCUAGCUCAGAAUGGCAGAAUUCUCCUUGAAUGUCCAGAAACACAUAAAAGCAAGUCUUGUCGUGAGUGGAAAAUUUGAUGGAUCGCACGCAUGUCUCGCGGCUGCUACACCUGGCGGAACCAUCUUGGUGCACAGUCCACACCGGCCGCCGCAGGUCGAUUACUCCGAUCACAAGCAAUCCAAUAAAAGACUGUCAUGGAGUGGAGAACUUGCGGAGCUUCAAAUUGGUACCGAGGUGAAAUCAUUAUGUACUGGUCGCCUUGGAGAAGACGAAAGGGAUAUUCUUUUAGUCGGUACCAUUUCUCACGUGCUUGCUUAUCAUGUUGAAGACAAUGCUGACGUCUUCUAUAAAGAGAUGUCGGACGGUGCAAAUUGCAUGAUUGUCGCGAAAGUUGGAUGGCUGCCAAAUCAUGUUGUAAUAGUAGGUGGUAACUGUUCAGUGACAAUCUUAGAUGCGCAGGGUACUGAAAUUUUUUGGACAGUAAUGGGCGGUAUUGUCACUUCACUGGCAGUUUUUGAUUUCGACGGAGAUGGGGAAAAUGAAUUAUUGACGGGUACAACAGAUUAUGAAAUUAGAGUACAAAAGGAAGACACUAUGUUAUGGGAAACUAAAGAAACAGCGGCGAUUGUUGUUCUUACUGAUCUUCCAAACAGGCAGUUUGCUUACGCUCUUGAAAAUGGAACAAUUGGCGUCUACGAAGCGGGACAGCGGAUGUGGCGAGUUAAGUCAAAGCACAAAGUGAUAUCCGUAGGAACUUUUGAUAUAAAUGGCGAUGGUGUCCUGGAGCUAAUCACCGGUUGGAGUAAUGGAAAAGUGGAUGCAAGGACAUAUAAUACCGGCGAAGUUAUGUUCAAGAUCCAGCUGCCAUCCAGCGUAGCGGGUUUAGUAGAAGCUGAUUACCGAAGAAUGGGUAAACCUGAUCUAGUAGUAGUUUCUACUAAUGGCGAAGUGCGUGGAUACAGCGCUGGCUCUGCAAUGCAAGCUCCAGAACCCGGUGAGAUGAUUCGCGAGCUAUUGGCUAAGAAACAAGUGCUCCAGAUGGAAUUGCGACAGAGAGCUGCGACGGGUUCUAGUAUGUAUUACGGAUCCAGAUUAGCCAUUAGUCUGCUAACAAACAGGGGUGCAGCUCGUGUCGCGCUUGCCGCUGGACCUGGGCUUUUGGUGUACUGCGCCAUAGUCUUCGCCGAGGGUGUUUUUGAAGGCGAGACACUAGUAACGCAUCCUAAUCGGCCACAAGGGGAAUUAGAAAUAGCGCUUUAUCCUGCCAAAAAUGAUCCCGUUGACAUUCACGUUAAAGUAUACGUUGGACCUCCUGGCACUGACUUGUUGCAGGUAUUCUAUAAUUAUUGUAAUUAAGCCACAUGGUCGGUUAAAGAUCAUAAUGCAUAACAAUUAUCGAACAAUGGCGUUGUGGCAGACGUUGCAGAAAGAUCGCAACGUAUUGCCAUUUGGCUAAACCAGAGUCUCAUCCUCGGCGAGGAGUUGGAGGUUGCAGAAAACGGCCCGAAUGCUGGAUGCAUCGAGGUAUGGCUUCGUGGGAUGCGGGAUAACAAAGUGCACUGCUUUAAAUCAAACGCUGGUGGAAAAAUAACGAUCCAAACGGAUGAUGCAACAUUUGCCGGUGAUAUGAUACAAUCUCUCGCUAUGUAUUUAGGCGUUAGAGAAUUGAACUCGGAAGUCACAUUUCCCGCGGAAGAGAGUAGAAUGUUAGAUGCAUUGGAACGCAUCAAGGGUUUGAAGGAGGUCGAUGCGCGACUUCAAGCGGAAGCUGCGGGCGCUGCCACUCUUCUAAAGAGUAUCGUGAUUCGCUUAGAAGAUGCUAGGAUUCUCGAGAAUAUUGAUGAUAUGCGAAAGAGAUUGAUGCAACUUAAGAAUAUCAAUGGCGAUUUGAUUCGAGAGCACGAGAUUCGACUGAAUAGUCAUCGAGAGCUUGCAACUAGCCUAAAAGAACUGAACAUCGGGGUACAACGCGCAGCGAGACUCAGAGUCGGGAAAGCUGCCUCCAAUGCAGUAGCUCGUUGUAGAGCGGCAAUACAGGACGAAAAUCCGAAAGCUCUUGCGCUCGCAAUAAGACACGGCUAGAUAUAUCCAUUGUCAUUCAGAAGCUAAUUCCUUGUACAGUUAAUUUUGCAAUUACACUAUGAUGUUCCUAAAAGUAUUCCAAGAUUGACGAUGUUAUCUGUGACGAUGUUAUUGACAAAAAUAAAUGUUACUGUAAAUUCAU
Messenger RNA from Pogonomyrmex barbatus (red harvester ant), 2226 nucleotides. RefSeq names its product BBSome complex member BBS2. Gene Ontology annotation, molecular function: protein binding. Gene Ontology annotation, biological process: non-motile cilium assembly. The record is from RefSeq and is a predicted model, not a curated record. Lineage: Eukaryota; Metazoa; Arthropoda; Insecta; Hymenoptera; Formicidae. Gene Ontology annotation, cellular component: ciliary basal body; neuron projection; membrane.